AUGGCGCGCGCGCGCUCGUCGAAAGGCGCAAACACUGCAUCUUCUGGCAAGCAAAAAACUGACACAAUACAGAAGAAAAUUGUAAGCCGCAACAAAGGAGGUAAAAAAGACGAUGACAAUACUGCCGGUGCUGCCAACGAGACACAGGAUCCUCGAGAGCCUGGAGAGAUUGAUGGAAGCGAACGCUCGUCUUCCCCCGAUCUCCCGCUCAAUGUAUCCAACCAUCACCCCACCGAACACGCUCCAGAGAGCGCCGGCAAGCGAUACGACCUCAUCCGUCGCGCGCCAGAGGAUCGUGUGACCUUCAAGAUGAUCCCGCGGUCGAUGGCAACUAUCAAAGCUGGUGCCGCUGCCAAACGCGCCGAGCAAGACGAGAGGACGAAAACCAAGGAAGACCUAGCGCGUGAGAAAGAGAGGAAGCGUGCGGAACUCGUGCGGCGGCUAGCUGAGUUGGACGACGAGAGAGCCGCUGAGGAGGAAGCCGAGGCGCUAAGUUUUGCGAGAGGGGAGAAGGCCGCUGGUGAGGAUGAUGGCGAAGAGGUCGAAGAGGUCGAAGGAGGUGAUGGUGAAGAGAGAGAGGCGAACGCCAGCGAUCAGGAUGAUCGGAUGGACGUUGACGUAUACGACGUAAGCGCUUCCUCCCACGUCGUGUUGAUCUGUUCUCACCCUCUCGGUUUCUUCCACGGUCCUCUAUUGCUCGUUCUGGCCGUCGUCUUUUCACAGAGCCUCGAUCAUCAACAGAACGCGCAACUCCAAGCUCCCAAAAGAGCAGGAAAACAGAAGAAAGGAGCCGAAAACCACGUCCAACAGAAGCAAGACGUCGACGCCGCCGCGGAUGAGUUCGCCGAAGGACCUAUCGUGCAAACACGCGGACGACGGGCUCCCCAAACUGUCAACGAGCAGCAACAGCGGAAUGGGAAUCAGAAUAAGGGCGGUCCCGAGAUCGAGGACGGAGAAGUGAGCAAGAAUGCUUUCCUAUUUGACGCAUCCACCAUUGCUCCCUCUACUCAAACCUCUUCCAUGCGCAAUUUCGCUUGCCCUGGCAUGACGGGUUCACAGACAUACGAAAUGUACGACGACAACGACGACGAAGACGACGAAGACGUCGAGGCGGACGAGAGCCAUCACGAGGCUCCGAAGAAGAAAAAACCGCGCAAGAGUAUCGACGACAAUGAUGAAUUCAUGGACCAGGACGAAAGUGAGUCGGAUGUGCCGGAAAAGCUUACCCGUAGACAAAGAAAUCGCCGGGAGGGCAAAUCGAUUCUCGGCGAAGUUGCAGACCAUCGAGGGCGCUCUGCUAGUGUGGCCCCACCAGAGUCUCGCCCAAAGGCUCAAACACUGGUGAGGUCGUCCACCGCCAUGAAAGGCAAGCAGCGAGCCACGACCGAGAGCGCCUUCGAAGACGACUGGGUGCCACCUCCACCCGUGCCACCCAAACGUGCGAGCAGUGCUCCCGGCGCCUCGAAGCCUCGUGUCGUUUCAUCACGAGGGAAAGCAACAAAGCAGAAGCCCGAAGUUGAUGAGGGUGAUGAGGAGGAAGAAGAGGAAGUCGGAGACAAUGAGGGGGCCGGUCAACGAGGUGGUGCGCGGAAGGUCGGGGCCAAGGGGAAGGGUGGGCGCGAUAAUGAUAGCGAGGUUGAGGUGAUCGAGGAGGAUGCGUUCACGGAUGACGCCGUCAAGCAGCGUCGCAGCGCUGUUGUGAAGAACGCCACUCGUCAAAGCAUGGCUGCUGUCGAGUCAGAUGACGAGGCUCCUGCUGCUGCUGCCGCUGCGAAACCUAAGCCCGCUGUGCGCAGUCGACGCUCUGCUGCUGAGAUGGGUGAUGCUUCUCGAGGCAGUGGCGAGCUGCCUGACUGGGCAUGCGAGAAGUGGUCCGCUAUAACGGCCAACGUUAUCUCGUCGUACGAGGCAUCUGAGAACCCCAUGAACGUUGACGGCGAAGACGGUCAUACAUUCACUCGUGCUCUCGAGAAGGCUGUCAAGGAUGCGUGUCCUCGGAUUGUGUAUCGGUUGGAGAAGAAGCGGAAGGACAAGGUUUAUACUCUGGCGUAUCAGGCAGUCAAGAAUUGGCAACGCGGGUUUCUUGACCGGGUCGCCAAGUACAUCGAAAGGGAACUAAAAGGUAAGAAGAAACCCCAGAUUCUUCAGUGGUACAGCAAUAUGGUUGGGCCGAAUGGUGCAGCAUUAUGGGCUUAUCCGGAUGAUGAGGUGCCCCGAGGCCUCUAUAAGUCUAAAUAUAUGCUUGUCGGUAUGGCACAUCAUAUCCGAAAGACACGGAAUGCUACCCGUCAAAGCAACAAAUUCCCCGUCGGCGCACUUCUCAUCACAAAGCUUGCAGUAACCCGGGUCUGUUCAAUGUAUAAGACCGGUAUCAAGGUGAAGAAUGCAUCAAAUUUUGGUGCAAACUAUGGAGAACGGGCUGUUGGUAACUACAAUAGUAAGCCCAUUCAGGACUUGCUGAAGGAUUCAAAGCGGUGUGAUGGGAUACUGAGCAAGGUGAAUGAGUUCAUGAAGGAGGAGAAGCGUGCAGAUGUGAAGGAGGAAGAGGAGGAUAUGAUUUAUGAGGACAUCGUUGAUCGUAGUAGCCCUCCGCCACGUGAUGACCCUUAA
Molecule: messenger RNA, 2610 nt
Organism: Stereum hirsutum FP-91666 SS1
Lineage: Eukaryota; Fungi; Basidiomycota; Agaricomycetes; Russulales; Stereaceae
Exons: 15
Coding region: 1-2610 (869 amino acids)
Source: RefSeq, a predicted model, not a curated record